Messenger RNA from Aspergillus pseudonomiae, 731 nucleotides. RefSeq lists its product as uncharacterized. The transcript has a single exon. The coding region runs from base 268 to 645 and encodes 125 amino acids. The record is from RefSeq and is a predicted model, not a curated record. Lineage: Eukaryota; Fungi; Ascomycota; Eurotiomycetes; Eurotiales; Aspergillaceae.
CCCCAAUUGAGGACGUGCAGGGUGUGCCUAGCACUGCUUGACACAGCCUGUUAUCCAGCUUAGGACCAGCACCAUUGGGCGCAACUAAGCGGAACUUUUACCUCAUGGUUGCUGCAGUAUAUGACCAAUGGUGCUCUAUAAUGUGCUGUACGUAUCCUUCCUGUGUGGUACGGUACACAUUGCGAGAUACCCAGGGAGAAAGUCCAGGAUUCUUCCUCGGCGCUAGCAUGGCAGGACAUAUAAUAGAUAGGGCUGCGACAGGGUUAUAUGCUUAUUCGGGCCCAGUAUUAUUUAAUUUAUUCUAAGUCUCUGAAUCUUGGUGGAUGGAGCAAAAAGUCUCUCAAAUCGUUCAGGCUCGGGGAGCUACUUAGGGAAAGUCAUUUGGUCGUUGUGCUGAGACAUACCCUCUUUGGUUGUUGCUUUGGUCUGUAUAAUUUCCUGCCAACUAUAGGGAAGCUGCUGACUGAAUCUAGCGGGCAAGAAGCCCCAGAACGUGUUUACGGGCUUGGGUUCAAAUGGUCUAUGAUGGCCCCGCAGUACCAUAAUACUACUGUUGUUAUAGCUGCAGCGCACCCCAAUGUCCAGACUGGUGGCGGGACAUGGAAUAGAUGGUUUCUGUCAGACAUUGCUCUCUUGGCUGCCUGACUGAAGGGCCUAGGGCCAAAUAAACUAUGACCCAUAGCGGAUGAAGCUGGGGUAUCAUAGAUUGGCUUCUUUGAGGGGCUUGUUUA